CGGUUGUCUUUUGUGUAAUGUAGACCAAUUCAAGGCUAUAAAUGACGAGGGGAUGCCAAUGUACCAGAGGCCAUUCAUGAAGGGUAAAUUAUACAUUCAUUUCACUGUUGAAUUUCCGGACUCCUUGAGCCCAGAACAAUGCAAGGCUCUGGAGACUGUGCUGCCCCCAAGGUCAGGACAGCAGCUUACAGACAUGGAAAUAGACGAGUGCGAGGAGACCACGCUGCAUGAUGUUAACAUUGAGGAGGAGAUGCGCCGCAAGCAAGCACAGGCCCAGGAAGCAUAUGAUGAGGACGACGAUAUGCAUGGUGGUGCCCAGAGGGUGCAAUGUGCGCAGCAAUGAUGUGGCUGCUGCUUUAACAAAUUAUUUGAUAAAAUAAACAGUUAAUUUGAUUCUCGUUUUAUUAGUAGGGAUUUUAUUCUCAUAGUAGGGAUUUUAUUCUCUGUCAUAGGGCUAUUAGAAUCUUGUCUUUCUGGUUUGGAUUUUUUACUUAAAUGCUUGCAAAUGGUUGUGCCUGGAGUUGAGAAAUUGUAACUCUCAGACCUAUUAAGAAAUAUGCAUGUUUUCUCCAUC
Molecule: messenger RNA, 574 nt
Organism: Morus notabilis
Lineage: Eukaryota; Viridiplantae; Streptophyta; Magnoliopsida; Rosales; Moraceae
Product: dnaJ protein homolog
Exons: 1
Coding region: 53-343 (96 amino acids)
Biological process (GO): protein refolding
Cellular component (GO): cytosol; cytoplasm
Molecular function (GO): Hsp70 protein binding
Source: RefSeq, a predicted model, not a curated record